Messenger RNA from Exophiala aquamarina CBS 119918, 3519 nucleotides. RefSeq lists its product as uncharacterized. Lineage: Eukaryota; Fungi; Ascomycota; Eurotiomycetes; Chaetothyriales; Herpotrichiellaceae. Bases 1 to 3519 code for a protein of 1172 amino acids. The record is from RefSeq and is a predicted model, not a curated record. The transcript has a single exon.
AUGGCUACAAACUCUCCAGUGGCCGGACCCCAAUACAAUAAUGGGGUCCCUGCCGGAGAAGCUGAGCAAGUUCAAUAUGCUGUUGAACUGUCCUUGCAAGACCAGCAGCCCCAACAUAAUGCAAAUGCCGUUCGAUCUGGUGCUCGAGAAGCAAUUCGUCAUACAGACCAACUUAUCUUAAGUCUCAAUAAUGAAUUCGCCAAUUUGGAUGAUCCAUUGGGUGACACCGCAAUUUGGAUUGGUCCCCCUCCAAAGAUGCCAGAGGAUAGUGCAAGGGAGUAUGCCCAAAUCGAAAAACAUUUCGACCGAAUCUACAUCGUCCAGAGCGCGAAUCUGAUGCUCAUGGGAGAGGGCUCCAAAUUUGCCACCAUGCUUGGUCCCAUGUCAGCCAGAGCCGAACGAAAACUCCGUAAGACGGGGCUGUUGACCAUGCCCGAGGCACGACGGGGUGGGAAGUUCAAGUACUAUAUCAAUCUACGCCCACCCACCGAAGACGAUGAAGCUGUCAUUUUGAUCACAGACCUGACUUGCACCAAGGGUGUGCUGACCUGGCAUCUUGCGAGGCAGAAGUACGGCCUUUCACCACUCGCUGUGCUCGGCCAUGAUCGAUUCAAUCCCGUCCCACGGCCCGUCCCCACUCCACCCCAGAAGAUAGGCGACACCUCCAGGUCGAAUGUAGGGGCCCAAGUUGAAGAUGGCGCUCCUGAUUCAACGAGGAGCCAGUAUCAAAGACCGACAAAUCUGACUUCUGCUGCCACUUCCGACCCGGACCACAUUGGCUCUGAAUAUACCCCUCUACGUCACUGGUCCGCAAUUGAACGCCUGUUGCAUGCAAUCCAAGGAAACGAUCCGAAACUGGACUCGGCGCCAAAGGUCUGGACUUUCUUCGCAGUUGCGAGAUAUCUCGGCUGUAGUCAUCAUGAACGAGUUUCUGGCUGGAUCACGACAUGGAUUUACUCGGAGAACAAUGCCAAUUUCAUUCAAUGCAAUCCUGAAGUGGCCUACAAAAUAGGUAUGGGCAUCCAGUCAGCAGAACUAGUCAGGGAUACCUUUAGUAUUCUUGUUGGCGAGAGAGCCUUACUCGAAGCAUAUGGUGAAUACAACCCUAAAAUCCUCAAUCCCCUCGUGUCCACUGUUCAUGGCCGUAAGGUGGAGUCGCUCGAUGACGAUGAGCGCAAUCGUAUCGACCAUGCCGCUUCCUCUUUGGUUCAGAGACAACGUCGACUUGUCUCCAUGCUUUGCAGAGACAUGUCUUGGCUUUCAGGAUCGACCGAGUAUCAGAAACUCGAAAAGCUGGUUGGUCGUACGAAAUUGGAAACCGAAACCAUCAAUGAAGCAAGAGAACUGCUUCGUGAGUAUGUACGGUCACGAAUCUAUCAUGUCCUCUGCCAGGACCAGUUUGUUAUCCCCGAAUUGGAGAGUAACCCAGCAUCAACAGCCAACUUUCGAGCAGGUAGGAGUGAGAAAUUCGCCGCCACCUACAACUUGCUCAAUCAACCAAUGAGAAUGUUCACGCGAACUUUCUGGACUGCACUGUCACGAACACGAUUUGAUGUGGGCAUGCAUAAUACAAGUGCAGAGGGCACCAUCGGUGACUCUCCCUUGACUCGCUAUCACGAAGCAUUGACGGAGUUGUAUGAUCAUGACCCGAUGAAUGGCAUCAAGAAGAUCUCUCGCGCACAUCUGGAUUUCAAGAUCGCUGCUGUGAGCCAUAUUCUCAGUUCACGGCAAAAUGGGAAGGCGCCUGGCGUUGACCCUCUUCUAGAAGCAAAGUUAAACCCUGUGUUGGAUGAAGAUAUAACUAAUAAGUCUCAACGUACUCUUCCUCAACUUGUCAACCCCCUAAAUCCAGAAGCCAUCAAUUUUUCCUCUCUAGCAAUAGGCGGCAAUUCGAAACACGGUUCAGACUCGGUUGGCCCGUCAUUUCAAGACCAAGAUUCUCCAAGCAAGCGUCGGAAGACCCUUGAGGAGGUAGAUGAGACUGAAGCAGUUACCAUUUCGUCUGUGUGGGGCACGCCUCUAGAGCUUCCUACUGACGAGGUCUUUUCAGGGAAGGGCAAGGACAGGGCUAAUGUGUCUUCUGGAUCAAAUACUAAUGAAGGCGUGACUGUGGAAUCGAGAAUGCAUGCGCUGCCUAUCCGCCAGAAACCCUCAAACAACCUCGUCAUGGAACGGGACUAUGUGGAGCAGCAAUUUGAAAGUGCUAGUGCUGAUGAUCAAGCCGGUUCCGCCACGGCCGGUAGGCAUGCUUCCGGCAACGAUUCAAUGAAUGAAGUAAAGAAAUCACCUCUGGCACGCACAGGAGUUGAACCUAGUGCAUCCUUGGGUAAACGUUCCAGUGAUGCAAGUGAGUUGAGGCCUCGAAGAGUGUUCGACACUGGCCUCGACAAUCUCCCAACCGAUUCCACCGGUCCUGUCCGUGAGGGCGCCGGCAACAACACUUUGGAUCACAACGGGUUCCAAGAUUUAGGAUUUACAAUCUACACGCGAAUCCUCUCACAUCUCUUGCUCGAUUCCGUCAACAGUCUGAUCUCAAGGAUAUGCAUGCCGAUUUUGCAGCCUGCACACCUGUUCCACUCGACAGGGUUGCUGCCAACCAAUCUCAUCGACUGCUUGAUGUGUCUUGAUGACGAUGAGUUCAAGUACCUCCCGCUAUGGGCCGGUGGCAACGACGACGGCACCGGCGGAGUCUACGAUGAUAUGCCCGUGCCCAAUCUCGAUGCCGCGAGCCAGAGCGUGGAGAGCUUCGCACCUGGUCGCAUCCACAAGGCGUACGAUGCACCCUCUGAUUCUGAUGUGGGGACCGCGUCUUGGUUCGACGACAUUGGCAGCAGCCAGGUAUUGAGCACUGUGGGCAAGGCAAGCAAGAACGCUACCGACGGCACACAAACUAUCGUCAGCCUUCGUUCCGCGUCUGAAGCGGCGUCGGAAACGACCUCAAUCGUAUAUAUCGCCGACACAGCAACCGUCGUGGAUAUGAGCACUGACGACGAUGAUGGUAGUGACAGCUUCCACUACAUGAGAAGCAUGGCAGCCACCCCGAACGACACGGGCGGCGACGCUGCAGACACCGACAUGGACUUCGAGGCCCACGACCAAUCCGACGACCAAUCCGACGACGAGUUCGACGACGACGACGACGAUGACGACGAUGACGACAACCGCAUCCUCAACGGCGGAACCGACCUCAGCGAUGACGAAACCUUCACCAAUGCUCUAAGCGAGACUUCCACAGUCGAUCCCGCGGUUGAUGCCGCCAGUGAGCAAAAUAUCUUCGAAAAACUCUUGGAGCAGCAUGGGGCAGCGCUCGAGGAGGUGGCAAGUUUCGACGGAUCGACUGGAGGCAAAGGCAAAGGCAAAGGCAAAGGCAAAGGCAAAGAAAAGGAGAUCUUCCCUGUGGAAGACGACAACAGCCUCAGCCUCAGAUUCAAAUCCAAUGCCACUGCCAUCGUCAGUGUCUCGGCCAAAUCAAAGAGGGAUGAGAGUGACGACGAGGACGACGACUUUGAGUUCGUCUGA